AUGAAUAACUUCUUUUCUGCAAAAACCAAGGAGCCAGUUACUGAUGUUCAAUCACGAGUUCCUUGGGUUGAAAAAUACCGUCCAAAGAAUGUCAAUGAGAUUGUCUACCAGAAAGAAGUUGUCUCCGUCCUCAAGAAGGUUUUAGAAGGAUCUGAUAUGCCGAAUAUAUUGUUGUAUGGUCCUCCUGGCACUGGAAAAACCUCUGCAGCCAUUGCUUUUUGUCGACAGCUUUUCCCGAACUCAGAUUUGUUUCGAGAUCGUGUCCUCGAACUGAAUGCUUCUGAUGAAAGAGGCAUACAAGUAGUUCGUACAAGGAUCAAAGAGUUUGCACAUCGUGCUGUAUCGAAGGCAGGUGUACCACUGAAAAUUGUGAUCUUGGAUGAAGCUGAUGCUAUGACUGGCUCUGCACAAGCAGCAAUGCGAAGAAUAAUGGAGAAGUAUUGCAAAACAACGAGGUUCUUUCUGAUAUGUAAUUAUAUUUCUCGAAUUAUUGAUCCUCUCACGUCACGAUGUGCGAAAUUUCGCUUCAAACCGCUUCCAACGGAAUCGCAGCUAAAGAGAAUGCGUGAAAUUUGCGAUAAGGAGGGUGUCAAGAUUGACAAUACCACUCUUGAGACGCUUAUUACUUUAUGUGAAGGAGAUCUACGAAGAUCAAUAACGUACCUGCAGUCGGUGUCGUGUCGGGAUAACAUAACAAAUGACUACGUGUUAAAUAUGACUGGAUAUGUUGCCGAGGAAAACGCUCACCAUCUGCUAAAUGCCUGUCGUUCGUCAGAUAGUGACAGGCUAUUACUCGCGCUUGACAAUGUCUAUCGUGCAGGGUAUGCUGGACCUUCACUAAUUAACCAGAUUUAUGAUAAAUUACUAGACGAAGAUAGUAUCAGUGACAUCGACAAAGCUGAUAUCUUCGAGAAGAUGGCGGUGGGUUUUUAUUAUAUCUUGUAUCUGUUCUUUGAAUGA
This is a messenger RNA of Haemonchus placei, 960 nucleotides long. The record is from the annotation of a GenBank genome assembly. Lineage: Eukaryota; Metazoa; Nematoda; Chromadorea; Rhabditida; Trichostrongylidae.